Messenger RNA from Pelobates cultripes (western spadefoot toad), 327 nucleotides. Lineage: Eukaryota; Metazoa; Chordata; Amphibia; Anura; Pelobatidae. The record is from the annotation of a GenBank genome assembly.
AUGGAAUCGUUAGAAGAAGACAGAUAUAAACGAUUGACGGCAGUAAGAGCGAAACUACAAUCAAGUCUCGCGGCUAAAAUUCAAUUCCAAUUUAAGCUCGCAAGAAAAUCGUUCUACGAAUAUGGCAACAAAUGUGGCAAAAUGCUCGCUAGAGCCUUGCACGCCAAAAGACAGAAAAGCUUUGUACAAGCCAUCAACCUCGGAAGUGAGUGCUAUCGGACCCCCAAGACAAUUGCAGAAGCCUUCCGGGCAUAUUACGCAGCACUAUAUCCGUUACCACCCGGCGGAGGAUGGACACCUUACAGGAAAGACGCGUGGAAUAUGUGA